Molecule: messenger RNA, 4944 nt
Organism: Lymnaea stagnalis (great pond snail)
Lineage: Eukaryota; Metazoa; Mollusca; Gastropoda; Lymnaeidae
Source: the annotation of a GenBank genome assembly
GGAUGUGUGUGAAAUGAGUUCACAACCACUUUUUCGCCUACGAGGCUUACCUGUUGAAACACAUUUACUAGAAGUGAGUAUUUUUAUAAAGCUCUAAAUGGCCUUGGAAUUAAACUUUUACAAAAAUAUAAAUGCAUUUAUAGUGAAGACAUUUUUUCUCAUCUUCGUCUUCAUGCCAUUGGUCGGAUUAGUUUGUUUUGCUGAAAUUUUGUUGUUGUCCUCUUAAAUUUGUCUUAACAUUUUAGUUCAGUUCAAUCUGAAAUUGUACCUGUUGAAUGUACUGAAAUUAGUCUAUUAAGCUUGUGCACAGAUAAAUAAAUAAGUAACUGACCUCCCUGUAUCAACUGAUGCAUAUUAAUUGGCUGCUAAUAUUAAUACUAGUUGAUAACUUAUCCUUUUUGCUAAAAAUUAUUGUGCAAAUAAAGCUAAUAGCAGAAUAUGUCGUGUUUUACUUAUACUCUUUCUUAUUUAAAAUUACUUGUACCAUUUUCACAUCUGCAUUUGUUCUGUAUUUUUUUAAGGCUCAAUCAAAAAGAAUUGUUCAAGGAAUUAAGGGUAAGUUGGUUAUUAUAUUGCAAAUCUAAAAUUUCUGAAAUUUUUUUAAUUGAUUUUUUAAAGCUUCAAUUGAGUUCAGAAUGAUCAUCGAGUAAUUAUUGAAUACUUACUUUAAGUGUUACAAUUACAGUGGGACCUCGGAAUCCAAGUGCCCUAGAACUCACACAACUUGGAAUCCUAACAAAAAAAAAUUCUAGCUAUUUUUGCUAGAAAGUGGAAUCCUUCUUUGGAAUCUAAUUGCCCUUCACAUUGUUAGUGUGUUUUUUUCCUGGUGACCAUUGUUUUCAAAAUCAAAACCAGGAUAUUUUUAAAAUGUAAAACCAGGACAAUUAAAAGAGGAAAAAUAAUUUUGAUUAAACUGAGAGCUCUUCUUUCAGGGAAGUAUCUUGUCAUUAGUGACACAUUUUUGUAGUUUACCACCAUGGGUUUUAAAAAAUAAACAAUUAUUUGUGAUCACACUGAGAGCUUAUUUGUCAGUAAGACUUCCUUUUUAAAAAAUAUUAUUAUGAUGCCAAUUUGGAUUAAUUAUAUUUCUUUUAGCUGUGUCAUUUAUGUAUGGCUGGAUAUCAGACAUACUCAAUCUUUUGAUGAAUAUUUUACCUUAAAAUCUAGUUUAUUAUUUAGUGUUAUUAUCAUUUUGAAAAUUUGAGUUUCUGGGACCCAUGAACUGAUUAAUAUAGUUUCUAUUAUUUUAAAGGGAAAAAACCGUUUUGGCAAUCAAACCAUUGGGAACUUGAACAGGGUUCUGCAAUGGAUUUAAAGUUCAGGUUCCGAGGCUCCACUGUAUUAUAAUUUCAGUUCUGCAGCCUUCAUAUUAUUUCAAUAUUUAUUUUAUUUAGGCUCUGCAAAUGUAAGAGAUAAGUUUAAAAUUAAUUUUAAAAAAGAUUUAUAGAGACGUAGGAUAUAUUUUUUUAUGCAUAUUGUUUGUACUAUUCUUUUUGCUUUGAAUGAAUUAACUGCUAUAUGAUAUUUUUAAGAACAAAGCCACAGUAGCAUGACGGUGGACACAUCUCUUAUUAUGCAUGAAAGUGACAACAUGUCUACACUUCAUGCAAAAUUGCACAGGGAGGCAGAUAAAAUUAGGAAAUGGAAAGUACAGAUUGAACUAGAGCUUAGAGAUAAGGUAAGUUAUUUCUCACAUUUCAGACUUUAAAUUUAACAAAAAUUGUAUAUUUUAAAAAAUUUGGAGAUGUAUCUAUUGUACAGUAAGUUAACCUAAAUUAAUUAAAAUUUUUAGAAUUUUAAAAUUCCCAUAUUUUUUAUUUAUUUUAGGAGAAAAAAUUGACAGAAGCCGCGUUGCGUAUUGAAGCCAUGAAAAAAUCAUUAUUGGAUCUCCAGGUAAGUAAAACAAAUUUUACAUAAAAAACAUAUAUGUUUCUCAACCUCUUGUGUAGGACUGAGAAUAGUUUAUUUUAAUCUGACUAAUUGACACCGGCUUAAAAAUGUGUACCCAAAUUGUCUAAAGGAGUGGUAAAUGUUAAAAUGUUCAUUAUCUUGAUAUUUUCACCAACUAUGAAUAAUACUUCCUUACAAAAGUAAAACAUUUUAUUGCCAUCAUUACUGCUGAUAGUACCCUUUGCUAUCAAUUUAAAAUGUAGAUUGUUUAAAAUGAUUGAAAUGAUAAUGUACUCCUAUUACUGGCAUAACAACAUUCUGUAAUGCUCUACCCCACCUACAAAAAUCUGUUUAAUAUUUUUUUAGGAAUGAGUAUCAAAUGUUUGAAUGUGUUCUAAUAAAUCUAAUUUAGCUAACAAAAAAAAUUUGAAACUUUCAAAGAGAUCAGUUUAAUAGUAAAGGCAAUCUGAGACAUGGUACAUGUUAUUAAAAAAAAUUGUGUUAUUGUUGCUCUACAAACCUACACUAACAUAACCUAUACUACAGAUUGCAAAGUAUAAUAUUUUAAAAUAUUUUAUCAUGGACAGAUAGUUUAUAACUGUUUUAAAAGUAUAAUUUUGCCAUUGUAUGCAUACAUUUGUAAAUUCUCCUUCAUUUGUCAUUCAAAAUAUCUCCGUUAAAAUAUUACUAAAUCUAGGGCAAAAAAAAGUAUAAGCCUAUAAGAAGUAAGAAAUUAUUAAAAAUAUAUUAUUUCAUUUUAAAUGAUUCUGCAGUUGGAGAAUGAAAGAUCACAUGCAAAAUUACAAGAUGAAAUGUCUAAUAGAGAAGAGGUUAUGAGAAGGUAAGAAAGGUAAAAUUAUUUGUAACUAAAAUCCAUUUAAAUGCCAAUAAAUUAUUAAUUACCUUAUAAUUUAUAUUCUUUAUUUACACUUUUUGGGGAAUAUUUCAGUUGCUGUAUCUUAAUUAUUGCAUAAAUGAUAAUACUAAUAAAUUAGAUUGAAUUUUAAUUCAUAUGGAAAUAACAUUUUUAAACUAGUAUGCUUUUUUGAAUGUUAGUUUCCUUUACAAAAAGGUAUUUUUUCAUUAAAAUACAUUUAAAAAUCAUUAUAUUGCAUAUACUUUUAUGGAUAAUACAUUUUUAAGAUCAUUGUCCGUUUGAAAAUAACAUUUUUCAGUGUACAAACUACAAGAGAUCUGUGUAAUAUACUCAGAUGUGAAGCAUUAAAGCUGGAUGAUAAAUUAACAAAGUGUAAGAUAGUCAGUUUAACUCUAGAAAAUAAAACAAAGAUUUCAUGUGGCUCAUGAGUUAAUGUAUUUAAUCAUUUUGUUCACUUAUGAAAAGCUUUUUAAGGCUUUAUAUUUAUUUUUUAUACUUAAUAUAUACUGGCAUAUCUUUAUUUUUAUUUAAAGAUUAGAUACCCUAAGAAUGAUUACAAAAUGAUUGAAAAUUCUUUAUCAAAGCUCACAAAAAUUAAAAAUUCUUCAAAUAAAAGCCUUUCCUUAUUCUAUUUUACUGAACAUUAUUCUCCUGAGCUUAUUUCAUAUAUUUGUAAUCUCUUUACAUUUACUAGGUGAGGCUGAAAAAACUGAGUUGAAACUUAUUGAAAGUGAAUAUGUACAUCAUUAUGAGGUAAAUUACAUGUUAGAAGUUUCAUUGAGGUUUGAUUCAAAAGUAGAGAUAGAAUUUAAGUUAAAAUAAUUGAAACACACUUUUCUGCCAAGAGCUUUUGUUGGACAAUUACAAUGAGACAUGUUUUUUUAACAAAUAAAACUUAUCUUAUCUUUUGUUGUCUCAGUUGAAAAUAUCAAAUUGCUAAGUUACUUCACAAGGAAGAUAAUCAAAUAAGCAGAGGCAACCGUCAAGGUUUUAUUUGUUUGAGAACAACAUUGAGCCCAGCCAAAAUAGAGCAUGACCAAACAGCAUGAAAACGUGAUGUCACAACACAUCUAACAAAGUGGCAUGCAAAACAAUGCAUAAUCAACAUUUAGUAUUUUGUCAUUUUCCAAAAGUCUCUAGAAAAAUAACUAAAUAAUUAAUUUUAAUUUGAACAAUUUCUUGGUAUGCUCAUAAAUUAUAAGCCACCUUUUAUUUUUUUGUGUUGUAAUUUCAUUUAUCUUUAGGGUUGUCUGUAGGUACUUUGACAUUUGAUUUUAAAAUUACACUAACUCUAGUUUAUAGGCCUAUUUUUAAAUGAUUUUUUAUCUUUAGAUUCUAAAUGCUUUGUUUUCUUAUCAAAUUGUAAAACAAUAACAAUUUAAAAUUAUCUUUUUGUCAGGAACUAAAUGAAAAAUUUAACUGUUUAAAAAUAGCAGCAAAGGAGAAGGAAACAGAAAUACAGAACCUAGGUAUGAAAUACUUCCGUUGAUGUCAUUGCAAUUUUUAUGAAUGUUGAAAUCUAUUUAAACUAUGUAUUGAAUUGUUUUUAACAAAAAAUAAAAUUUCUUUAAUUUACAUGGUUCUGCUUAUAAAUACACUAAAACAAUUAAUUUCUUGCAUUAAAUUACUGACUACUUUGAAAAAUAAUGUGAAAUUUUACUAUUUUAUCAAAACAAUAAAGCCUUUAUGAAGUGGUGAAUUAAAAAAAAAUUAAUGUAAUUAACUUGUUUUGUACUUUUUAUUUAAAAGAAACAUAAUUGAAAGAAUAAUACAUAGAAAAAUCCAAAGCUAAGCAAUCAAACCGAUACAGAAAACAUCGGUGAAGAAAAACAAAAGAUAAUUUAAAAUUGCAUUAUAAAACAGAUAUAGAGUACUAAUGUGUAUAAUAAAGUAAAAUAAGAGUUUAAGAAAACAAAAUGAAUUAUAUUUAGAGCAAAAAUUAUCAUUUUUAUCAUUUAAAAAUAUGUGGUGUGGAGUGAGCAUGUGUUGGUUAAAAAGUAAGGUGAUUGAGAUUUGUCUAAAUGUUUAAAAAUCAAAUAUAAAUUUUAAUGAUAAAAAAAAAAAUAGUAUUUUUAUUUUUCCAUAUUUUCAAAGUAAAGGUUGAUCGGGAAAGUGCACUACAAAGAGAAAAGGAACUGACAAAAAAACUGAAAACCAGGGAAAAAGAGGUAUUUUAA